Labrus mixtus (cuckoo wrasse) is the source of this 6236-nucleotide messenger RNA. RefSeq names its product zinc finger protein 521 (gene znf521). The coding region runs from base 649 to 4848 and encodes 1399 amino acids. Gene Ontology annotation, molecular function: RNA polymerase II transcription regulatory region sequence-specific DNA binding; DNA-binding transcription factor activity, RNA polymerase II-specific. Gene Ontology annotation, biological process: regulation of transcription by RNA polymerase II. The transcript has 9 exons. The record is from RefSeq and is a predicted model, not a curated record. Gene Ontology annotation, cellular component: nucleus. Lineage: Eukaryota; Metazoa; Chordata; Actinopteri; Labriformes; Labridae.
GAGGGAGCUUCCAUCUUCUCUCUGCUUCUUCAUCCUCUUUUAAGGGCAAUUUAGACGUAGACUUAGAUCAGAUUCCGAACCUAAUUCAUGAUUAGCUGACUGCAGUGAGAAAAGGAAGAGUCUGGAAUAGUUUUGAUGCAGUUAGGUGGAUAUGAAGUGAAAAGUGUAUUUAUCAUUUUUCCUCCUUUUUUUGGUUUUGUUGCAUUUUUUGCACUCUCACAGGAGGCGUUUUGCUGAUGUCUUUCUCACGCGGAUGCAUUUGAGAUGAGAGGCGAAAAGCAAAUAUUGCUCUUUUAUUUCUAAACGAACACCAUGCCUGCACGCGUGUGUGUUUUCCCGGAGAAUGGAAGCGUAUGACGGGAUUACUAUAUUCUCACACUUUUCCCGAUACCCAGCUCAACUAAAUAGAGUCGCCAAUACCGAUCGGGCUAAUUGGAUUUUAUAACAUCCACCUACUCAUCAUAAAAUAACAGCAAACUCGUGUUUUUAGCGCGCGGCAGAGGGGAUAAGUUGCAUAUUUCUGUAAUGCUCGAAAGGCAGCCGCGAUUUCGGGCAGUGCAAUUUACAGAGACUAUACCUUUAGACUAUCUCGUCUUACACAAAUUAUCCGACAGAAACUGAGCAACUUCAGCGUGUUUUUUCUGUAGGAUGUCGCGCCGCAAGCAAGCUAAACCAAGAUCACUGAAAGUAGAAGACAAUGUGACAGAGGACCAGCACAGUCCUGGGCAGACUGCCAUUCCAAGCGAUCCAGAGUGCGCCCUCGAGAGGGCGGCGGAGGAUGGUGAGACUGGGCGUCUGAGGAAGAGGCUGCUCUCUCCAGAGGAAGGAGAAGAGGGAGAGGAGGAGGACGAGGAGCCCGCGCUGCACAGCUGCGACAGCUGCCGGCAGGUGUUCGAGUCGCUGAGCGAUCUCACCGAACACAAGAUUAAUCAAUGCCAGCUGACAGACAGUGCUGAUCUUGAGGAUGACCCAUCAUAUUCAUGGCCAGCAUCAUCUCCCUCCAGUAAGGAUCAGACUUCUCCAGGACAUUGUGAGGACUAUGAUUUUGGCGAGGAUGAAGGAGGCCCUGGCCUGCCAUAUCCAUGUCAGUUCUGUGACAAGUCCUUCAGCCGCUUAAGCUUUCUCAAGCGUCACGAACAGAGCCACGGUGACAAACUCCCAUUCAGCUGUACCUUUUGCAGCCGACUGUUCAAGCACAAGCGAAGCCGAGAUCGACACGUAAAGCUACACACCGGGGAUAAAAAGUACCACUGUGGGGAAUGUGACUCUGCCUUCUCCCGCAGCGAUCACCUCAAAAUCCACAUGAAAACUCACGCCUCUAACAAACCCCACAAGUGCCCUGUGUGCCGCCGAGGCUUCCUUUCCUCUAGCUCUCUCCACGGCCACAUGCAAGUUCAUGAAAGGGGCAAAGAUGGCAGCAGUUCAGGCCUUUCUAGAACUAAUGAAUGGAAUCUGAAAGAAACCCGCAAGUGCAGCCGUUGUGAGGAGGGCUUUGAUGUCCCAGAAGACCUCCAAAGGCACAUUGCUGAGUGCCAUCCUGAGUGCUCUCCAUCAGAGGAUGGAGGCCUGGGUGCCACCCUGCAGUGCAUCUACUGCCAUGAGCCCUUCAGUGAUGAGGGCACCCUGUUAACCCACAUUGACCAGGCCCACAGCCGAGACAGAAAGGGCCACAACUGUACUAUCUGCUCUGAGCACUUUCUGUCUGUUGAGGAUCUCUAUGCUCACAUGGACAUUCACCAGCUACCAGAAUCUAGUAACCACAGCAACAGCCCUUCCUUGCUGACUGUUGGCUACACCUCUGUAUCUAGCACCACCCCUGACUCAAACCUCUCUGUUGACAGCUCCACAAUGGUGGAAUCUGCUCCACCUGUCCCCAAGGCAAGGGGAAGGAGAAAAAGGGCUGCUCAGAACACAUCAGACAUGGGAGGGCGUUCCUCCAAACAGCCUAAAGUCUCCUACAGUUGCAUCUAUUGCAACAAGCAAGUGUUCUCCAGCUUGGCUGUGCUUCAAAUUCACUUGCGUACCAUGCAUCUGGACAAGCCAGAGCAGGCUCAUACCUGCCAGUUUUGUUUGGAGGUUCUGCCUUCUUUACUAAAUCUUAACGAACAUCUCAAGCAGGUCCACAAUGCAGAAGACCAUGCUGCACUGUUGGCCAGCUUGCCGGAUGCCCUCCUUCAGUGUAACUUCUGCCCCGAGGUUUUAAGCGACCUCAAUGCCCUCCAAGAACACAUCCGCUGCUCCCAUGGCUUUCCCAGUCCUGUGGCCAAAGAGAGCAAUGCCUUCUUCUGUCCCCAGUGCUUCAUGGGGUUCUUGACAGAGACAACCUUGGAGGAGCAUGUUCGUCAGACCCACUGUGAUGGGGGAAGCCUGCGUUUUGACUCCCCUAUGGCUGUAACUCCGAAGGAGUCUAUAGUAGAGGUGUACUCCUGUUCUUACUGCACCAAUUCCCCUAUAUUUAACAGUGUUCUGAAGCUCAACAAGCACAUCAAGGAAAAUCACAAAAACAUCCCACUGGCAUUGAACUAUAUCAACAAUGGAAAGAAAUCUCUGCGCACCCUCAGCCCCUCUUCUCCAAUAUCUAUUGAUCAAACUGUUAUGCUGAAACAAGGCAGCUCAGCCACACGCAAUUGCAAUGAGUUCAUAUGUAACCAGUGUGGAGCCAAGUAUACCAGUUUAGACCUUUUCCAGACUCACCUAAAAACUCAUCUGGAUGGCCUGCAGCCUCAACUCACAUGCCCACAGUGCAACAAAGAGUUCCCAAACCAGGAGUCCCUGCUGAAGCAUGUGACCAUUCACUUCACUAUAACCUCCACUUAUUACAUCUGCGAAAGCUGUGACAAGCAGUUCACUUCAGUGGAUGACCUGCAGAAACAUCUGCUGGACAUGCAUACCUUCGUGUUCUUUCGCUGCACUUUGUGUCAAGAGGUCUUUGACUCAAAGGUAUCUACCCAGCUUCACCUGGCUGUAAAGCACAGCAAUGAAAAAAAGGUGUAUCGCUGCACCUCCUGCAACUGGGACUUCAGACAUGAGACUGACUUACAGCUCCAUGUCAAGCACAGCCACCUGGAAAACCAGGGCCGUGCUCAUCGAUGCAUAUUCUGCGGGGAGUCCUUUGGCACAGAGGUGGAGCUGCAGUGCCACAUCACCACUCACAGCAAGAAGUAUAACUGUCGCUUCUGCAGUAAGGCCUUCCACGCCAUUGUACUUUUAGAGAAGCAUUUGAGAGAGAAACACUGUGUGUUUGAUGGAAAGACACAGAACUGUGGUGCUAAUGGCUCAACCAUCAGUGAUGACCAGCCUAAAGAGGAUGUUCAGCUUCAAAGUCUCCUAACUAACAGCCAUGGUCCAGUGGCAGCAGGAGGAUCUGUGGUGGAGUCCCACAACAGCCAUGAUGGAAGUGAGGAAGAGAUUGACACUGCAGACCCUAUGUAUAGUUGCGACAUCUGUGGAGCGUCUUACACCAUGGAUUCACUCCUUACUAACCAUCAGUUGAGGGACCACAAUAUCCGUCCUGGUGAGAGCGCCAUGGUAAAGAGGAAAGCUGAAAUGAUCAAAGGGAAUCACAAGUGCAAUGUUUGCUCCCGCACCUUCUUUUCUGAGCCUGGGUUGAGGGAACAUAUGCAGACCCACCUUGGGCCUGUCAAACACUACAUGUGUCCAAUCUGUGGGGAGCGCUUCCCUUCCCUGCUCACUCUGACCGAACACAAGGUCACGCAUAGUAAGAGUCUGGACACAGGCAGCUGCCGCAUCUGUAAGAUGCCACUGCAGUGUGAAGAGGACUUCCUUGAGCACUGCCAAAUGCACCCUGAUCUGAGGAACUCCCUCACAGGUUUCCGCUGUGUGGUAUGCAUGCAGACAGUCACCUCAACAUUGGAACUCAAGAUCCAUGGUACCUUCCACAUGCAAAAGACAGGCACUAUGUCCUCCAACCAACCCAUUGGUCGCAGCAAUGUUAUCUCUCAUAACCAGCAGCAACACCAUAUCCAAAAACCUUUCAAGUGCGCCUCUUGCCUGAAAGAUUUCAGGUCUAAGCAAGACCUGGUGAAGCUGGACAUCAACGGACUGCCUUAUGGACUCUGUGCAUCCUGUGUGACAGCAGCUGGCUCCAAGAGCUCAAGUCCAACAGUAAAUGGAGGAAGGCAACAGCAGCAGCAUGGGGGAGCCACCACUCCGGCAACAACUACAGCCGCAUGGAUUCAGGGGGAGAGUCUCAGUCCUGGAGAUGGAAAAGGCAAAACUGUCUCCUCAUCCUCCUCAUCCUCUUCUACAUCUUCAUUAUCAGCUGCCAAGACACGGUGCUCAAGCUGUAAUGUGAAGUUUGAGUCUGAAGCAGAGUUGCAAAACCAUAUCCAGACAGUACACCGGGAACAGGCUGGGGACAGCAACAGUGGGCACCUCAAGACCCCUCAGGUUUCUCCCAUGCCCAGAGCCAGUCCUUCACAAACUGAAGAGAAGAAGACAUACCAGUGCAUCAAAUGUCAGAUGGUGUUCUACAGUGAAUGGGACAUCCAGGUUCACGUGGCCAACCACAUGCUGGGCUCACAAGUGUCUGGAUCACAUCACCAAAUAGAGGAAGGACUGAACCAUGAAUGCAAGCUCUGUAGUCAGUCAUUCGACUCGCCAGCGAAGCUUCAAUGCCACCUGAUCGAGCACAGCUUUGAGGGCAUGGGAGGAACCUUCAAGUGCCCUGUCUGCUUUACAGUGUUCGUCCAAGCCAAUAAGCUCCAGCAGCACAUCUUCUCUGCCCACGGCCAGGAGGACAAGAUCUACGACUGCUCGCAGUGCCCGCAGAAGUUCUUCUUCCAGACAGAGUUACAGAACCACACGUUGACUCAGCACAGCAGCUAACGUGGCAGAGAUCACGACGCAGAGAAUAAUGUCUGACCGGCAAUUACCGUCAGCGCAGUUUCCCACUGACUGUCUCGCACUGAACUUUCGAUUCAGUUACACCACAAGGAACCACGCCACAGCGAGAAAAAAGAAAAGCAAAGAAAAUAAAAGAAAGAGGGGGAAAGAUCACAAAUAUCCCCUCUCUCUUCUCUAACCAUUAUUUCAAAAAGAAAAAAGCCAACUUGUUUGUACAUAGAAUUCUUCAUGUGUUGCUUAACUACAGCUAUAUUGCAAUCUUAUACAGUAUUUGCCAAUGUACAGUUCAAAAUGUUUGUCCAAAAAAGAGAAGACGGUUAAAAAAAAAAAAAAAAAGAUCAAUGACGUUGUCAAUCAGACCAGAUGGGACUCAAGCAGUUGUGUGAAGGAGAAACAGGGUGCCACUGAGAGCAAAGGAAGCUGAAGGAACCCGUCAGGAGGACUCUUUUCAUCAGCACCCCUCCUACUGCGCAGUGUAUCACUCUCUGUCCCAACAUGGUCAAUCAUUACGGGACAGAAAACGCUCGAUUCACCAGCAUUAAGUCUGUGUGUCCGUCUUAAUAUGGCUGCCAGAGGACCAGCUGAGAACGGCGGUGCGACUAAUCUGCGCUGGAGUUCAGACAAGAGGCGGGAGGGGGGGGGAGAAAAAACAACAGCGAGAACAGAAAAACAGGACAGGAUGCUGAUAUAUGCAAACGCAGUGACACAGAUUUGGAAAAGGCUAGUUCCUCUGGCUGGCUCGUGAACAGAGGCGUGAAGCUCCCAUGUGGCUCUCAGAGCAUGGGGAAAAAUCUCCGGCCCACUGACUCAACCUGUACAUUUCUGUUGUUAAUGUUUACUGCUCGUUGAAGCCUGGAGAUUACUGGAUUUUUUUUCUUCCCUUUUGUUCUGUUAUCUUUACAUAUUUUUCACUGUGGGGAAUAAAUCACGUUGGAUUUGGGGUCAUGAAGUCUUUCUCGGGGAUAAAGCGUGGUAACAGAACUGCGUCCCUGGCUCUCCUGGAGAGUGCCCAAAGUUCCUCCUUUUUUGUUUCUCUGCAGUGUCCCAUCGCUCUCUGCUCAAGCUGGAAGCCACUGUGGCAUCGUAAAAAAAAAACUAAAAAAAACUUUAAAAAACAUUCUGUUCUGUAAAUGUUUGCAUUCAUUAAACCUGAGAUGCACUUUUGUAUAAAGACUUUAAUGUUUUGACAUUUUGAUUGAGAAUUGUUCGUAAACCGUUUACAGGAAAAUCACCACCUCCUGCAGCAAAAGGACAGAUAUCUCUGAUGUUAUAAAAAAAUGUAUUGUACAAAUAUGGAGUUCUGUAUUUGGCAGAACUCGUUUUUUUGUGUUGCACAUGUGAUGGAAAUAUUAAAAAACUGUAUGAGGAAA